UAAUCACCUGCUGCUUAGCUGGGCUUGCAGGAAGGCAGCUGGGCCUUAUACAUGGCAAGAGAGGGGCAAGGCAAGGCCCGCACUGGUGGCAUUCUCUCAGCCCCAGGAGGUCAGGGAAAGAAUGACAUAGAGAGCGGCUGGGAGAGUCCUGAAGGAAGCAGGUGGGGAAGCUGCUGAGAGCACAGAAACACAGGCCCCAAGAAAGCAGAGCUGUGCAGCCUCCUGACAGGCCAGGGAGACUUUAUUUUGAGUCUGGGCGGAAGAGACUUUAUUAGGACUUAAUAGAGUAAAACCAGCCAGCAGGAGUCACUUACAGGGCUGGCACAUCAUUUUACACGUACCCAGUACCUUCUGCUCCAAUGGGGCAGGGAUCAGGCACAGUGACAUCAAAAGAAGUUGAGAAGCCCAGGACAGGCCCUAGACUUCAGCAGGGCUACCUACUGGAAUAAACCUACUUGUGGGGGAAACUGCCGGAAGGAUCAGGCCCUUCCAUGUAAUCCAAGGGUACGCAUGGGUGGCUGGUGGUGCAGGUCUGGUAUGACAAGCCCUUGCCCAGGUCCUCUGGCUUUCCCCGGUUGUCCUGUUCAUUCAUUUCCCCUGCGUUAAAAAAGAAGCCAGCCACCAGGCCUGAUUCAUAUCAGAGGGGAGGGCGUAAGAAGAGGAAAUAUGUCUAAGAAAGUGGAUAAAGGGAGCUGAGGAUGCAGGAGAGAGAGAGAGAGAAGGGGGCGGGGCGCAAAGUGAAACUGACUUGAGGUGGGCGGGGUCUGAGCAGGGUUUGUCAUGUGAAUUUCCACAUGCUCCAUAGGCUCCAGCGGAAAGUAGGUUAACAGAGCUGUAGCAGGGACUAGCAGCCCAGGAGAGGGAGAGAGAGAGAGGGGCAGGUACCUAGAGUGGCCGAAGAGGAAGAUCCAGUCACUUACCCAUAAUUAGGAGAGCAAAACAGCACCACAGAACAAGGACCCAAUCCUGGAGACUUGAUUUAUCGAAGGAAUUGCUGCUGUCCUAGGCACCUGCGCUACCUGUUUUCAUGAUAUUCUCAACACAGUCCUAAUACCAGAAAGCCCCAAGAUGCGAGCCCAAAUCGAAGUGAUCCCAUGUAAGAUCUGCGGAGACAAGUCUUCAGGGAUUCACUAUGGCGUCAUCACCUGCGAAGGCUGUAAGGGCUUCUUCCGGAGAAGCCAGCAGAAUAACGCCAGCUACUCCUGCUCGCGCCAGAGGAACUGCCUGAUCGACCGGACCAACCGGAACCGAUGCCAGCACUGCCGCCUGCAGAAAUGUCUGGCGCUGGGCAUGUCGCGUGAUGCGGUGAAGUUCGGCCGCAUGUCGAAGAAGCAGCGGGACAGCUUGUAUGCCGAGGUGCAGAAGCACCAGCAGAGCCAGGAGCAGAACGGCGUCUCCAAGGACGACUCCGAGGCCCUGGCCCGGGUCUACACCACCAGCGUGAGCAGCGGGGUCUCGGACCUGGACGACAUCUCCCCGCUGUCGGACGGGCUCCUCUUCGACUUCCCCCUCACCCCCGAGGGAGGCAGCGCUUACUACAACCUCGACCUCCUGACCUCGGCCCAGCCCUCGCCCGACCAGUCCAGCGUGGACGUCAGCGAUGCCAAGCUCAUCAAGCAGGAGUCCAUCUACGAGCUGAUGCUGGAGCCCGGCCUCUUUGCCCACAGCACCCUGGAGGGCAGCCAGCUCGCCUCGGACAUUUCGAUGCUCGAGAUCGACCGCAUCGCCCAGAACGUAGUCAAGUCCCACCUGGAGACCUGCCAGUACACGACGGAGGAGCUCAAGACGCUAGCGUGGAUGCUGUACACCCAGGAGGAGAUCAGGAGCUUGCAGAACAAGAGCUGCGAGACCAUGUGGCAGCAGUGCUCCCUGCAGAUCUCCAACGCCAUUCAGUACGUGGUGGAGUUCGCCAAGCGCAUCGACGGCUUCAUGGAGCUCUGCCAGAACGACCAGAUCAUCCUCCUCAAAGCAGGUUGCCUGGAAGUGCUUCUGAUCCGAAUGAUUCGGGCAUUCAACCCUUUAAAUAACACGGUGCUCUUCGAGGGGAAAUACGGUGGCAUGCAGAUAUUCAAGUCGCUUGGCUGCGACGACCUUAUCAGUGCUGUCUUCGAGCUGGGGAGGAACCUGUGCCGGCUACAGCUCUCGGACGAGGAGAUUGCGCUGUUCACUGCAGCCGUCCUGCUCGCUCCAGAUCGCCCUUGGCUCACGGAAUCCAAGAAGGUGCAGAAGCUCCAGGACAAGAUCUACAUAGCCCUGCAGCACGAGAUCCAGAAGAAACACUCCAGCGAGGAUAAGCUCUCGAAGCUGAUUUCCAAGCUGCCCUUGAUGAAAACCAUCUGCAACCUGCACUUGGACAAGUUGGAGUUUUUCCGGAUCCUGCAUCCGGAGACAGCCAUGAACUUUCCGCCCCUGUACAAGGAAGUAUUCAACUCGGAGCUCCAGUACAGCGACCCACGAGAGAGCUAAGGCUCGGAGCCGCCAGACCCUGUUUCAUUUCCCAAAGCCUGGAGAGGGACAGAAACAUUGGGGGCCAGGAGGAGGUUCAUUUAACUCAAAUAACCAAACCCGAGAGACCCUACGGGGUGAGGUGAUCUGCCCCUCUGCCCCACCUCCUCGCUGUCGUUUGCAAUAGCUCUUGAAUGUAAUGCACCUUGAAGGACAAGUGAACUGACUUUGCCAUACCGGUGAAAUGAAUGUGAAAUCUCCACUCCCUCGAGGAGACACUCCAGUACCGUACCAAUACCUUUCCUUAAUGCAUGAACCACCAUGGGGCACACACACGCUCAUGCAAUACAGCAAAGGAGCCCAGCCGCCAGCACUCAUCCCAGGACCAGCCCUUGUUCUCCUCUUGUUUCAUAUGUAUUUGUUCGUUUUAAAUGAAAUAAACACCAGAAAGAUGGAAUGAAAAA
This is a messenger RNA of Chelonia mydas (Green sea turtle), 2909 nucleotides long. Its product is annotated as nuclear receptor ROR-beta. NCBI's taxonomy places the organism in Eukaryota, Metazoa, Chordata, Testudines, Cheloniidae. Gene Ontology annotation, cellular component: nucleus. Gene Ontology annotation, molecular function: RNA polymerase II cis-regulatory region sequence-specific DNA binding; nuclear receptor activity; zinc ion binding. The record is from RefSeq and is a predicted model, not a curated record. The transcript is spliced from 10 exons. Bases 1069 to 2466 code for a protein of 465 amino acids. Gene Ontology annotation, biological process: regulation of transcription by RNA polymerase II.